AUGAAUAGAUUAAUUAGUGAAAUUGCAGUGAUUCUAAGACAAGCAGAGAACAUAAUUCCAUCACUUUUUGGUCGUUAUCCAUUUCCACCAGAGCCACUGACAGUUUUAGCAAAUCAACAUCCAGAAGUUCCAUCAAAACAACCAUUCUCAUUAAAGGAUUUAAUAGGCGAUGGAUUCCUCUUUGCAGUUCCGGUGUUUAGAAGAACACUAGAAGUAAGGAAAACAAGGAAAAUUGGAAUUCCUUAUCGUGGAGGACCUGAAGGUUUAAAAACAUUACAAAAGAAGCCUUACAUUAAAGUCUGUAACGCUUGUGGACAUUAUCAUGAGAGAGAUUGCCUAUGUCCUAAUUGUUAUGCAAAGAUCAAAGACGAGACGAAUGAAAUUAAGGAGAAGAUCAUUAAGGAAUUAAAAUUAGAUCCAGUAGACAAGGAAGUCGUUGUACUGUAUGAUGGAGAGAAGGCUCAACAAUCACCAGAAUUUUGGAAUGGCAAGCGAAUUGUAGAGAUGGAAAAGGCUCGUCCACAAUGGUUUAGCAAGAAUCUAAUGCAAAAAUCAACACAACCAAAUGCUGAAACAAAAGAGCUGGAUAUUAGUUCCACAAUAGUAGGAAAGCCAUCAAAUAUCGGUUGA
Molecule: messenger RNA, 630 nt
Organism: Chironomus riparius
Lineage: Eukaryota; Metazoa; Arthropoda; Insecta; Diptera; Chironomidae
Source: the annotation of a GenBank genome assembly